Lingula anatina is the source of this 626-nucleotide messenger RNA. RefSeq lists its product as uncharacterized. NCBI's taxonomy places the organism in Eukaryota, Metazoa, Brachiopoda, Lingulata, Lingulida, Lingulidae. The record is from RefSeq and is a predicted model, not a curated record.
AACCACCACACUCAACAUCAUCAACCUUCAUACCAGGUCAGCAAAUUUAAUAGUGUUGUAUAAAAAACUAUUCCUUUAUGUUAUCAUUUCUGCUUCUUCUGGAUGAAAGCUUACAAUUAAAGUACAGGUCACUGCAAAUUGUGUGUGCCUGCUUGUAGUUUGUUAGACAAAUGUAGUGACUUGUUGAUUCAGUUUUGCACUAGUGGGGAUAUUAACUUUGUAUUUUCAGUCCUGGCCUGAACAUGAGGAGACUACAAGCUGCCCUGACUGUGCGUGAUAAGUAUCAAGGGGAACAACUACAGGGGCAAUCUGCAGCUUAUGAAGCCCAAAAGAGGAAAGUUCUGGAUAAUUUGGUGUCAUCUUUGGAUAAACGAUUUGCUGACAUUGACAAGGGUCUACUCAGUUGCACCCGUAUAGCCAAUUUACAGUCUUGGCCUCCCACAUUUGAAGAUGCUCCAGAUUUUGGUAAUGACAUGCUGGCACAAGUGGUAGAUCACUUUAAUAACCAUCUGCAGCAAAGUGUCGACUUGGCUGUCAUGGAUGCAGAAUGGACCUCUUUGAAACAUGACCUCUAUGAAAAGUAUGUACAUCAUUAUGAGCAAAUAGAGAUAGAUAGUAAAUGGUGA